This is a messenger RNA of Metarhizium acridum CQMa 102, 486 nucleotides long. RefSeq lists its product as uncharacterized. NCBI's taxonomy places the organism in Eukaryota, Fungi, Ascomycota, Sordariomycetes, Hypocreales, Clavicipitaceae. The record is from RefSeq and is a predicted model, not a curated record.
AUGUCGUGUUUGAUCCUGCAGUCCGAGCCAGGCAUCGCUUCCUCCUUACCAGUCACACUGCAAACCCACACCGACCAUCCUCCAUUCACAGAGGAGAGUCCCUCACCAAGACAGAAACUUAGCACUGUACCGAUUAUGCCAGCCAGCUCGUACCGUCUCGUCACGGUAAACACGGCCCCGGAAAGGGCCAAGCGGUUGGUCGGCCGCACCACUGAGGCUCUCAAGGACCGAUAUACUAUUGAGCAUGUCGCCAAUUGCGAAAGGAUCGAUGAGGUGGAGAGCAAGGUUCAAGAGUACCAGCCCGAUUUAGUAUUCUGCGCCUCCAUGUGGACAAGCGACGAAGCGAACCAGAUCCUGUCCACCGCGCGGUCAGUCAAGCCCGACAUUAAGACGCACAUCAUCCCACAUGGUCUACAGGUCGAGAGGGGUCCGGACGCCAUCGUGGAGCACCUGCUUGAGGAGAUACCUAAAAUCUUGGACUCGUAA